AUGGACAGCCAGAACACAGCACAGAGAACAUGCACAGCCAGAACACAGCACAGAGAACAUGCACAGCCAGAACACAGCACAGAGAACAUGCACAGCCAGAACACAGCACAGAGAACAUGCACAGCCAGAACACAGCACAGAGAACAUGCACAGCCAGAACACAGCACAGAGAACAUGCACAGCCAGAACACAGCACAGAGAACAUGCACAGCCAGAACACAGCACAGAGAACAUGCACAGCCAGAACACAGCACAGAGAACAUGCACAGCCAGAACACAGCACAGAGAACAUGCACAGCCAGAACACAGCACAGAGAACAUGCACAGCCAGAACACAGCACAGAGAACAUGCACAGCCAGAACACAGCACAGAGAACAUGCACAGCCAGAACACAGCACAGAGAACAUGCACAGCCAGAACACAGCACAGAGAACAUGCACAGCCAGAACACAGCACCAGAACAUGCACAGCCAGAACACAGCACAGAGAACAUGCACAGCCAGAACACAGCACAGAGAACAUGCACAGCCAGAACACAGCACCAGAACAUGCACAGCCAGAACACAGCACAGAGAACAGGAACAUGA
This is a messenger RNA of Procambarus clarkii (red swamp crayfish), 588 nucleotides long. RefSeq lists its product as uncharacterized. NCBI's taxonomy places the organism in Eukaryota, Metazoa, Arthropoda, Malacostraca, Decapoda, Cambaridae. The record is from RefSeq and is a predicted model, not a curated record.